Molecule: messenger RNA, 2143 nt
Organism: Manihot esculenta (cassava)
Lineage: Eukaryota; Viridiplantae; Streptophyta; Magnoliopsida; Malpighiales; Euphorbiaceae
Product: TBC1 domain family member 13
Exons: 8
Coding region: 309-1457 (382 amino acids)
Biological process (GO): activation of GTPase activity; intracellular protein transport
Molecular function (GO): GTPase activator activity
Source: RefSeq, a predicted model, not a curated record
UGCUCUUGGGCUGUAAUGGGGCUUUGCAUGGAAAUAAAGGAGAAGACAACCCCAAAAGCCUGGAACAAAACCAUUACUGUGGUCUGUAGAAUCUCUUGUACAACUACCAUUCAACCGUGAUUAACUACCACUCUUCCUCACCAGAGAAACACCGAUAUUCCAACCUUGUUAAGCUCCAGUAAUGGCCUUCCUCCAGAUUCUCUUCUCCCUUGUCAUUUCUCCCAGAACACUCCUAUGGAACAACUCCCCGUACCCACAAUCCCAACUCACCCUAUUCAGCUCCACUGACUCAGCCCACCUCGCUCCCCAUGCUCAAAGGCAAGCUCCAGCUCCCUGACAAAGCUCGCCGUGUCUUCCCCGACCGCCUUGGAAGCUUGGUCGCGGGUCUCGUUGAUAAAGAAGAUGAAAAUGGCUUGUAUGACUCGGUUUUUGAGUCCGGAGAGGAGCUUGAGUUUAUUCAGCCCGAUAGGGCCGAGUUGUGUAAGGAAAGUGACUACGAAUUCCAAUGUGAAUACGGGGAUGACUGUGAUUUGAGCCUCAAUGAUAAAAUGAUGGAAAAAGAGGAUGCUAAGACACGGAAAAGAUCCGAGAAAGAUGGACCGGGUCAGGUUUCGGUGAUGGAGGUUUUUGCCGCCGACGAGAAAAGGUCUGAUAUUGAACAUGAGCUUUCUCAGAAGGAGAUCAAUUUAGAAAAGUUGAGGAGAAUUGCUAGUACAGGUCUCCCUGAGGGAGGAGGUUUACGUGGAACAACUUGGAAGCUUCUUUUAGGUUAUUUGCCUCCUUCUCGCGACUUGUGGGAAAAGGAGCUAACUGAGAACAGACAAAAGUAUGCUAAGCUAAAAGAGGAGCUUCUGUCAAGUCCCUCAGAGCUCAAUGCGGUAAAUAAUGAUGUAUUGAAUUCUGAUGAGCUGAAUGCUGAAGGUGAUGGUGGUGGACCACUUAAGCGACAUGGGGUUUCUCAUGAAGAUCACCCCUUGAGCGUUGGUAAGAGUAGCGCUUGGCAUCAGUACUUCCAGCAUACUGAGAUUGCAGACCAGAUUGACCGUGAUUUGCAGCGUACACACCCUAAUAUUAAAUUCUUUUCAGGGGACUCAUCAUUCAGCAGGAAAAACAGGGAUGCAAUGAGGAAUAUUCUUCUCCUUUUUGCAAAACUAAAUCCUGCUAUUCGUUAUGUUCAAGGCAUGAAUGAGGUCUUGGCACCAAUAUUCUAUGUGUUUAGUGCUGACACUGAUCAGCAGAAUGCUGCAAAUGCAGAAGCAGAUAGUUUUUCUUGUUUUGUUCGACUACUGAGUGACUCAGUGGAUCACUUUUGUCCACAGUUGGAUAAUAGUCCAGUUGGUAUCCUAUCCACCCUUUCCCGAUUGACAGACUUGCUGAAAGCAAAUGACGAGGAAUUAUGGCGGCAUCUUGAGUUCACAACCAAGGUGGAUCACAUUACUGCUCACUCAAGAAUUUGACUUGCAGUGCAUCUUAAGAAUUUGGGAUUCACUUCUGAGUAAUCCUUCUGGUGUUCAGGUCUCUCUCUCUCUCUCUCACACACACACACACACACACCAAGAUUGACCAGACUUGAAGUAUCUGACGCUGUUGCUCAGCUAUCUUCAGGUGAUCCAGAUGCUUGAUGAUUAGUGGGAAACAAAACAUUUUUUUUGCAGGAUAUGCUUUUGCGGAUCUGUUGUGCAAUGUUGUUAUGUGUGAAAAGCAGGCUAUUAAGUGGGGAUUUUGCAGCUAACUUGAGGCUUUUGCAGCAUUAUCCUGAUAUCAACAUAGAAUACCUUCUUCAGUUAGCUCGGGAUCUGAGUCCUGACACUUAAUCCUGUCCCUUAUCGCUGUAAAUUAUCUCCAUCCUAUGUCAUUUCUAUGCAAAUUGUCCGUCUCUGCUUCUCUCUUAACAAACUUGGCAAUGACAGACAAGACUUGAGGAAUUGCUCUUGAGUUUCUGAAAAGCAAUCUUCCUUACCUUUGCAUCAUUUAUUUGGCCAGCACAAAUUGCCAUUCAAACAUUUCCUUAUCUAAUUUUUAUGCUGGCCAAAGAUUUGAAGAACAAAGGAUCCUUUGUUGUCAUGUUCACUGCACUGUGCAAACUGUCCUUUUUUUUUUUUUCUUUUUGGUUAAAUGGAAGACAAGUAGACUAUUUGUUUCA